Corticium candelabrum is the source of this 834-nucleotide messenger RNA. RefSeq names its product charged multivesicular body protein 6-A-like. The record is from RefSeq and is a predicted model, not a curated record. The coding region runs from base 54 to 701 and encodes 215 amino acids. Gene Ontology annotation, cellular component: ESCRT III complex; multivesicular body. Lineage: Eukaryota; Metazoa; Porifera; Homoscleromorpha; Homosclerophorida; Plakinidae. Gene Ontology annotation, biological process: vesicle budding from membrane; late endosome to vacuole transport via multivesicular body sorting pathway. The transcript has 9 exons.
UUCUAUAAAUAGCUGCGAUUUCUUUGAUAUCCCGGAUUUGAACUACUCCAACAAUGGGAAUCUUCUUCUCUAGGUCAGAGACGAAGAAAGAGAGUCGAGUAACAGAACAAGACCGAGCCGUCCUCAGCUUGAAGCAGCAACGAGACAAACUAAAACAAUAUCAGAAAAAGUUGACAGGACAGAUGGCAAAAGAGAAAGAGCUGGCAAGGAAGUUGUUGAAUGAAGGAAAGAAGGAACGGGCAAAAUUGUUGUUGAAGAAGAAACGUUUUGCUGAGUCGAUGAUUGAGAAGACGGAGGCUCAAUUGGAUAACUUGGAGCAGAUGGUGCACUCGUUGGAGUUUGCUCAAAUUGAGCUGCAAGUAGUCGAGGGUUUGAAGAAGGGGAAUGAGAGUUUGAACGAGAUGCAUAAGAUCAUGUCACUUGAGGAUGUGGAAACGAUAAUGGAUGAUACUAAAGAUGCAGUAGAAUAUCAAAAGCAAAUUGAUGAGUUACUUGGUCAGAAUUUAACUCAAGAAGAUGAAGACGAAGUGUUGAGAGAGCUAGAAAUGCUCACAUCAGCUAAACUCGACCUUCCCGAGGUUCCUGUUGAGACACCAACAACUAUUGAAGAUCAACUGCCCAAAGUACCAGACACAGAACUGCCGGUUCCAAAGAAGGUAAAGACAUCGAAAGAUGAGCCUCAGCUAGUUGAAGCAAGUUGAAAUAAACGACUAGUGUAUAUUGAUUAAUUAAUUAACUGUUGAUUAUAAACUCUAAUAGAUGAUAGACACUCUAAUUAUAUAUGUGUCUGUACAUGCUUACAUCUUUGCUUUCACAAUAGAAAUCUGGUCGCUG